This is a messenger RNA of Guyanagaster necrorhizus, 1756 nucleotides long. Its product is annotated as UDP-galactose transporter. The record is from RefSeq and is a predicted model, not a curated record. Lineage: Eukaryota; Fungi; Basidiomycota; Agaricomycetes; Agaricales; Physalacriaceae. Gene Ontology annotation, biological process: UDP-galactose transmembrane transport. Gene Ontology annotation, cellular component: endoplasmic reticulum membrane; Golgi membrane. Bases 267 to 1466 code for a protein of 399 amino acids. Gene Ontology annotation, molecular function: UDP-galactose transmembrane transporter activity; UDP-glucose transmembrane transporter activity. The transcript has 7 exons.
UGGGCCGAGUCUCAGGGUCGAGGCGUAGUUUUAAGUGCCGUUCGAACUUGAAACUCCUAAGGUUAGGGUUACACGUCCUGGACACGUCGCCGCUGGAACAGCCAUGAACUCUAUAUUUAACCAUCGCCAAGGACCGUCAAUAUCCUAAGUUUUCUUCAAGCCACCUCGAACUUCACUGGUGCUUUCUGUUUCCUUCUUCAAGGGACAUUCUCUCUUUUCUUUUCUUUUGUCGGGGUCGUUAUACCCGUGUCGUUAUAUCGCAUACCAUGUCGUUCGUGAGGCUGGCCCUGUGUGUUGUAGGGGUAUACUCCAUGUUCUUGCUUUGGGCCAUUGCUCAAGAGCGAUUAUCUGUUCCAUUUAAAUCCAUAGAAGACAACUCGUCCGCGAAAUUCCAGUCGGCCAUCAUCAUUGGGACGUGUCAAAGCUUGUUGAGCUCUAUAUCCGCCCUAUUAUACAUUCUCCUUCGUCGGAACCCUUCACAGACUCUGUCUCAAAGUCUCGGCCUAGAAACAAAGAGCCAGCCGUUAUCGAACGGUGUAGCAGCUUCCAAUGGUGACGCUCAUCACAACGGGAACGCCCACCACAAAGGAAGCCCCUAUCACAAGCAGUCGACGCGAUUUUCUCGGAAGGCCCUCCUCGUCCGAUAUCUUCAGUGUUCCGCCUUCAUCACCGCCGCGGCACCUUUCGGCUUCGCUGCUCUCUCUUACAUCUCUUACCCUGCGAUGGUACUGGGAAAAUCAUGCAAGUUGGUUCCCGUCAUGAUCAUGAAUGUUGUCUUAUACCGUCGUCGUUUCGCUCCUCACAAAUAUCUUGUCGUGUUCAUGGUCACGACCGGAAUCACCGUUUUCAUGAGCAUGGGCAACGAUCAAGGCAAGGGCAACCACAAAUCUGCUGCGUUGGAGGAGAUCUCGCCCUAUGCCAACAUCAUAGGAAUCACAUACUUGCUCAUCAAUCUUGCUUUGGAUGGUGCUGUCAACUCUACCCAGGAUGAAAUUUUUGCGAGGCACAAGGUUACAGGCCAGCAGAUGAUGUUUUGGAUCAAUGUUUUCUGCACAUUGAUCACGACGUUCUUGUCCCUGCUCCCACUUCCUCAUAUUCCCGUCAUUCAUCCAUCGGCCGGGGGACGGAGUGAGCUGAUGGAGGCUCUGGCCUUCAUUCGAGCACACCCCUCCAUCGUGACUCCUCUGGCUCAGUUCGCCCUUACUGGCGCUCUAGGCCAGCUAUUCAUUUUCGAAACGCUUCAACACUUUGGAUCUCUCACUCUUGUAACUAUUACAUUGACACGAAAACUUUUCACGAUGCUAUUGUCAGUCGUGGUGUAUAAUCACAGUCUCACAGCUGGACAGUGGCUUGGCGCUGCCAUAGUAUUCACCGGAAUAUCUGUCGAAGCGUUUGUCAAACGUAAAGAUAUCCAUGCUAGACGAGUGAUCGAAGAGAAGGAAAAGCCCAAACUCAAGGCUCUAUAGAAAUAUGCCAAAAAUGGGAGGAGCAACCUAGGGCUUUGAAAUCGGAAAUACAGAGGGAAUGAUAGAGACAGAAGGUUCAUGACGGGGAUGCGAUGACUACGAUAUCUCCAUCGCGUUUGGGUCAUAGCUGCUACCGUUGUUUUCAACUAGUGUUCGUUUACGAUCCAUUCGGUCUUCAUCCCCUGGAUCAUCACCAUCGUCGUCCUCCUCCCUCUUCCUUCGUGAUACUCCGUUAUUACGAGUAGGAUAGGAUGACACCGCUUGAUUUGCUCGGUAGAUUGCUUCGUAUU